AAGAGGGAGUGCUGUUCCAUGUAGUUCAUGCCAGGUAGCAAGCAUAGAUGGUAUAGUAGGUAUAAUAGAAGUAAAUCUAUAUUAUAGAUACGAUAAGGUCGGAUAUGAUGUAAAGGAGUUCUAUGAGGUCGCUUGAUAUUAGUGCGCAUGACGCGGAACUAGAAGCUACCAGAAUCUGGAAACGCCAAGACGUGGGUCGAAAAUGUAUAUGAUUGAUGUGUAAAAAAGGGCAGGGCGCUGCGUUCACGUACAGGCAUAUAGAUCAGCCUGUAAUUUUUUGAUCGGGCUCCCCGCGUACCCUAAAUAAUUACUAGCAUCCGUCAUGUAGAAAUAGGAUUCACUAUCAAAAUCAAGUGAGUAGAGACAAAUUACUGAAAAAUUUCGAUGCAACAACUACAACUAGAACUACGUAAUGAACAAUGAUAUUCAGAUAUUGAUAAUGAUGAAGGGCCUUUCUUAUGGGGAUCCAUCCAUCACAAUACUAAGAACAACAACAGUCUUGACUUAGCCUUGAAGCAUGCGUACUAACAUGGAAGCAAGGGAGUGGAUGGGCAGGAGCGGUAGGCUUGUUCUAGACGAAUGAAAAUUGCUAUUCAAGCUGUCUUGAUAACUGAGCUAUUGAUGUCCUUUCGUUGCUUUCGCGUUCUACAAAUUUAGAUCCAAAAAUGAAAAAUGCAAUAGAUCAUGUGCAACAAUCAGUCAUACCUCUUGCCAGGCACAUCAAUCAGUCAGUCAAUCGAUCAAUGCACCGCGAUCCUCACCUCCGAACAUGAUCUUCAUCAUAAAAUAUCUAACAACCGGUUAGUUUUCUCUCAUAUCCUAGGUGUAUCCCUACAUGCAAACUAUCAAGGAAAGGACUAGCUCCAACAUCAUCUAUCUCACAUCAUCAUCGUCGUCGCCAUCAUUCUACAGGUUUAGGUUUUUAGUAGCGUUUUGGUUCUAUCGAUCGUAUGAAAAAGUAGCAAAGUUAUUCUACUGUGGUUUGAGUAGUUUUUGGCGAUAAAAAACAGUAAGCUUCCACUUUUUUCACUGAAAUUUGCAACUAAUUUUUUCUUCAUUUAGCCAGUUUGUUCUUAUUUGUGUGACUUCUAGGUAGCAGCUACUAUAGAACUGGAUUUUAUUUUGGUUCCUUUUGCGGGAAGGUCGGUGCUUCCGGCGUUCUCGGCCUACAAAAAAAAAGAAACGUGGCCCUGUGGAGGCAAUCUGAUUGAUUGCUUGACUUGUCAAAAGAGCUCUUCAAAAAGAUGCCUAUGUUUGGGUUCAAAUUUCCUGGUCUCGACGCUUUUGGAUUUGAGGAGGAGAGCGAUGACGACGUCUUCACUCUGGAAUCUCGAUUCGAAUAUCUCGGAAUUCCCUACGAUGCCACAGCGACGAAGGAUGAAGAUGCAGUGGGGACUGUUCUCUUUCCCACAAGCACGACACGGCGUACGACUAGCAACACGUGGAGUACUUCUACAACAACAUCAUCAACUCCCGGAAUCAACACAACCACACUCAGCACUGGUAGAACUCUGCCCCAACCGAUUCCUCAAUGGCUGCUCGAUCGCGGCAUGAACUUGGUCUCUGUGACGGACGGGUUGAUCGACGAGGCAGAAUGUUUGAAUCUGAUCAAGUUUUCAGAACUGCUAGGGUACGAACGCGCUAUGCUAAACAUUGGAGGCGGGAGGCAGCAAGUGACCGAAGGCCGCAGCCACUCCAGAGUCAUCGUGGACUGCCAUUUUUUAGCGGCUGAACUAUUUUCCAGACUGUUGAAGGGAACUACAACGACUGCUAGUUCUAUUCAACGGCAAGUACAAGACCAGCUUCCCAUGUCAAAACAAGAGGGGAACGCGGACGAUGAGUCAUCAUCUUCCUCCAGCGUACCCGCUAAACCUAGUAUCGAAACUAAAACCCUGUCUACUACUUCUUCUACUGGUGCCGAAACUCCUGCUACCGAAAUGAGCACAACUAGUACAUCCGGAACGACAACAGGAACACCUGCAACGUUACUUCUACCACCGACUCUUUCUUUCAACGGUGGCGAAACCUGGCACUUGAGCAGACUGAAUCCUAGACUGAGAUUUCUCAGGUAUGAACCUGGUGAGAUAUUCGACUGGCACAUGGAUGGCACCUACACAGACCGCAACACGCAAGAGCGCAGCUUCAUCACGGUUCAAUUGUAUCUGAAUGAUGUUGGUGGAGGUGAAACAAGUAAUAAGGAUGCUGGAACCGAGAACGCCGAUGCAGCAGUACUAGCAGACUACCUGGCUAGUAAACGAACUACGGACUUCUAUGCUGGUGCUGAGGAGGUAGACGAGGAGGAAAAUGAGGAUGACAGUGAAGAUAUCGAUUUCACGGACGUGAGGCCGGUGUCGGACGAGGAGAUGAACGAUGCAGAAGCUGCUGCUAAAGCGCAGGACGAAGAAGAUGAUGACAUUGUUUUCGGAGAAGCAGAUCAAAAUAAUGAGCCUUUCGACCAUGAGCAAAAAGCUUCCCGACUUGCCCAACAAGAGGAUAACACCACAGGUGGUGGCACGAUUUUCGCUUUCGACGGUAGCAUGUCAAACAAGGGGGGUCGAGAUUUCUCUUGCAGACCACGUUCAGGACGGGUGUUGCUGUUUUUCCAAAAGUUACUGCAUUGUGGAGACCGCCUGAAGAGUGGACUGAAAUACACCAUCCGCACGGAAGUGAUGUACCACAGAGAUCCAGAGGUUGCUGCUAGAUUGCGUGAGGAAAGCUUGGCAGAAUUGGAGGAGCUUGGAUUAUCGACGGGAAUGGACAUGACAGGCGAAAAUGUCGACACACAAAAGAGUCCAGUAAAGACGGCUGUUCAUGUCACUUACAAGCCGAAAAUCCAGAAAGCGAACAAGACGAAGCGACCCGUGAUGGGUAUUGAAGUGAAAACAAAGUUGGAGAAACCUUGAAGAACCAUGUUCUUUGAGGUUGAAGAAAGUUCCUUGGAAGUGAAAUUUUUGACCCUGAUUUACACAGUCGCUGAACUUGAUACAUACGAAAAUCGUUCUAUUGUACAGAACUGUCUCAAAAAAGCUAUUCCAAGCAAGAAUCACAAGUAAAAAACUCAUGAACAUGAACAAAGAAGUUGCCGUGGUGAAAGUACGUGGAUCAUUCUCUUUUACCAAGUCGCCACAAAAAACCUCUAAUGUCUGUAAAGUACGUAACGCAUGCGUGACUGCGCAU
Amoebophrya sp. A25 is the source of this 3177-nucleotide messenger RNA. The record is from the annotation of a GenBank genome assembly. Lineage: Eukaryota; Dinophyceae; Syndiniales; Amoebophryaceae.